This is a messenger RNA of Phytophthora infestans T30-4, 543 nucleotides long. RefSeq lists its product as uncharacterized. The coding region runs from base 1 to 543 and encodes 180 amino acids. Lineage: Eukaryota; Oomycota; Peronosporomycetes; Peronosporales; Peronosporaceae. The transcript has 4 exons. The record is from RefSeq and is a predicted model, not a curated record.
AUGUCCGAGUCGAGCCCAAGAAGCCUUCAGCCUAUGCCGGUGAACAGCACUCGUUCGGUAGAAAUGCUGAUGGUGGCACCGAUAAAGUCCACCGCCGGUCAUAACAAGGAGUUCGACUUUGUGUCACCCCGAACAAACGCUAAGACGGGACCUCGCUUCGAUGCUAUCGCUGUGUUGGUCGUCAUGUCCUUCAAGGUGCUUGUAGCACCGAUCAUUCUAGUAGCAAUCUGUGUGAACUCGCCGUACCUGCAGUCGCCGUACGUCUUCCGCGCAGCUAGUGAAAGUUUUUUAGGCUACGAAAAGCUGAACCCCGAUGUCACCUACGAUUGUCCUGAUUGUGGUGUCACGUGCAAGCAAUCGGUGCUACAGCUAGCGCAAUUCAAACAAGACCCCAUGAUGGGGAAGCCGGCUUAUGGCAGCUUGCGUACUAACACGUUUGAAGACUACAAUGAAACAUUAAGUGCUGCUGCUCUAGCGUUGAUUGACGAGCUGGAGAGCGCUAACGCAGUCCGUGGACGCUCUCAAACUUCCGGUUUCCAAUGA